AUGAACAUUGUCUGGAUGCUGUUGCUACUUGCUAGAGAUAUCAAGCUUAUGAAAAUAGAGGCUGAAGAGAUCUAUGAUAGCAUAAGAUUUGAUGGUGAAACUACGAGGCUAACCAAGACUACCAUUCACAUGCCAUCACAAGUUACUGCUCCAUCAUUUAAUGAAGCUUUGGUAGGUCUCAAUGAUGAGGUAGAAAGUAUAAUUGAUAGACUUACGAGAGGAUCAAGCUGGUUCGAUGUUGUUGCCAUCGUGGGUAUGCCUGGGCUUGGUAAGACAACUUUAGCCAAUAAUGUCUUCGGUUAUCCUUCAAUAAAGUUCCACUUCCAUAUUUGUGUUUGGUGUACUGUUUCUCAAGUAUAUAGCAAGCACAAUUUGUUACUGCAGAUUUUGCGUGUUAUCGAUUCUAACAGUUCUAACCAAUACCACGAGAUGAAUGAAGAUGAUUUGGCUCAAAUGUUGUACCAGCAUUUGAAAGGGAUGAGGUAUGUCAUUGUUUUGGAUGAUGUUUGGGACAUUGAAGGAUGGAAUUUGUUGAAACACUCGUUGCCAGAUGACUGCAAUGGAAGCAGGAUACUCUUAACUAGCAGAUUUCAGAAUUUGUCUCUGCAAAUUAAACCUGAUAGCCUGCCCCACCGUCAUCGCCCACUUACUGAUAAGGAGAGUUUUGAAUUGCUGCAGAAGAAGCUAUUUGCCAAAGAAGAUUGUCCUCCAACAUUAAGGGAAGUUGUACAGCACGUAGCAAAAGACUGCAAGGGCCUACCUCUCACAAUUGUCCUCGUUGCUGGAAUUCUCGCUACUACUGAGCAAGAUUGCUGGGAAGAAGUUGCAAGACAUCUAAGGUCUAGCAUUUUUGCUGACGAUGAGCACUGCAUGAAGACAAUUGAGCACAGUUACAAUUAUUUACCAGAUUAUUUGAAACCAUGCCUUAUUUAUUUUGGUGCAUCUCAAGAAGAUAAAGACAUUCCUGUCAGAAAGUUGUCAUGGCUUUGGAUGGCUGAAGGAUUCGUCCAAAAAACUGAAGGAAAGAGUUUAGAGGAUGUGGCGGAUAACUAUUUGAUGGAUUUGAUUGGGAGAAGUUUAGUUAUGGCUACCAAACAAAGAUCUUUAGGUGGGAUCAAAGUUUGCCGAGUUCAUGAUUUGGUACAUGAGUUUUGUGUGGCAAAAGCAAGAGAAGAAAGUUUUCUACAGAUUUCACAUGGGGAUGACCUUCUUACUUUUAUUGGACAGUGUAACCCCCACCGACUAGCUAUUUACCCUACUACGAGUCAGGGACUCAAAAAGUCAAUGCUAUUUUUCCCCAAUUUGCGUUCUUUGCUCUUCUUUGAUGAUGGUUAUGAGGAAGCGGAAUUGGGUGAAAUUUGGUUCAAACUUCUAUCACCUAAACUUAUUAGAGUGUUGGAUUUGGGUUACAAUUUGGUUUUUGGUAGAUAUUUUUCAGAGGAAGUAGUAGUAUUCUUUGUUCACUUGAGGUACUUGAACAUUAGAUUGGACGGUAAAGCUGGUAUCCCAUCUGCAAUAGCCAAGCUCUCAAGAUUAGAAACAUUUGUCAUAGAACCCGUUGGAAGUUGCUUUUUGUUACCAAACACUAUCUGGACCAUUAAACCAUUGAGGCAUCUUGUCGUAUCUGGACCCUUUGAAACUGGUUUCCAAUUUCGCAUCGACAAUCUUGAAGGCUCACCAGAUUUAGAACAUUUAGACACUUUAACCCUUGCAAUUAAUUCCUCUCCUCAAAGCUUGCAAAAGAUACUGACAAAGUUUCCGAGCAUCUGCAGGCUAAAAUGCGUGGAUGUCCCUGACAGAGUACAUGAUGGGAUUCUCGUGCUGGACCACUUAAGUCGAUUAGAAUCACUUAAGAUGAGCAGUUUUAAAGAUAUGAGUUUGAAUUCCCAUUGA
Molecule: messenger RNA, 1893 nt
Organism: Coffea arabica (coffee)
Lineage: Eukaryota; Viridiplantae; Streptophyta; Magnoliopsida; Gentianales; Rubiaceae
Product: putative late blight resistance protein homolog R1B-17
Biological process (GO): defense response to other organism
Molecular function (GO): ADP binding
Source: RefSeq, a predicted model, not a curated record